AUUUGUUCUCGGUGCAAUCCUGCGGCGCUUUUCCGAGGUUCUGCGCGUGUCCAGCUCCCCACCUCUGCUUCUACACGCGAAGAAAAGAAAGCAACUCCCGAUUGGAAGUUGUGGAAUUUUCUCAGCCCCCGCCGAGGCGCAGAGAUUCUGCCUCCCUGGCCCGCCUCCCGCCAGCUCGCCGGUCGUGCCAGGGACCGCAGCCCCUCGCCCGCAGCUGGGCCCGUCCGCCCCCUUUGCCCUCCCCUUUUCCCAGCGGAUUUGGCGAACCCGAUCAAGUCCAGGGAGCCUGUCCUCGCCGGGCCGUCUCUUGCGGAACUGGGGAGCGGAGAGCAAAGGGCGAGGAUCGUGGAAGGGAAAGGAGGCAGGGGUGGUGCAAACGUGUCCAGCUCCGGGGGUCGCAGGGUGAGUGAGACCCGCAUCCGCGGACCGUGGUGGGGACCCCCGAGGGGGCGCCGCGCUGGGUAGGUCCGACUGCGCGGGCUUCUAAGCCGGCAGGCAGCGGAGAGACCGUGGACGCUGUCCCUUGCUCCCUCGCCAGGGAAACUUCCCGUUCAGCCCUCUGACCUGCAGGACCACCGUCCCCGCAGCCUCCGCACCUGUUUCGUUUUCUCUGAGGGCGGGAUUUGCCCCCUCCCCGCGCCCCCACCGCGGAUCCUCCCGUCCUCACCCGCCCACCCGGUGGCUCGAGCGGCGCAGCGCCCCGGCGUGCUGGCCGGAGAGGUGGUGGCAGCGCGGGCCGCCAGCCGCCUAGGCGCUCCGGCUCCUCCCGGGGCUCGCGGGGCGCGGGCUGUCCCGGAUUGCUGAGCGCACAGAACUGGACUUGCCUUUGGGUACCUUCCAGUGCCCUCUCUGGGUCGGCUGGCUAAUAAGCAUCGGACUGACCAGCUGUGCACGUCUUGCUUCCACGUCCCAGCAGAAACGCCAGGGCCAGAUUCUUGUGCUAGUUGCAGGCCAAGUGGAACUGCACUGAAAAUGGGCCCAGUGGGUGCAGAGGCUGAUGAGAACCAGACAGUGGAAGAAGUGAAGGUGGAGCAAUAUGGACCAAGGCAAACCACUCCUAGAGGCGAACUGGUCCCUGACCCUGAGCCAGAGCUUAUAGAUAGCACCAAGCUGAUCGAGGUACAGGUUGUCCUCAUAUUGGCCUAUUGCUCCAUCAUCUUGCUUGGGGUAAUUGGCAACUCCUUGGUGAUCCAUGUAGUGAUUAAAUUCAAGAGCAUGCGCACGGUAACCAACUUUUUCAUUGCCAAUCUGGCCGUGGCGGAUCUUUUGGUGAACACCCUGUGCCUGCCAUUCACUCUUACCUACACCUUAAUGGGGGAGUGGAAAAUGGGUUCUGUCCUGUGCCACCUGGUGCCCUAUGCCCAGGGCCUGGCGGUACAGGUGUCCACAAUCACCUUGACAGUAAUCGCCCUGGACCGGCAUCGGUGCAUCGUCUACCACCUGGAGAGCAAGAUCUCCAAGCGAAUCAGCUUCCUGAUUAUUGGCUUGGCCUGGGGCAUCAGUGCCCUGCUGGCGAGUCCCCUGGCCAUCUUCCGGGAGUAUUCGCUCAUUGAGAUCAUUCCGGACUUUGAGAUUGUGGCCUGCACCGAGAAGUGGCCUGGUGAGGAGAAGAGCAUGUACGGCACUGUCUACAGCCUCUCCUCCUUGUUGAUUCUGUAUGUUUUGCCUCUGGGCAUCAUAUCUUUUUCCUACACUCGGAUCUGGAACAAACUGAAGAACCACGUCAGCCCUGGAGCUGCCAACGACCACUACCAUCAGCGAAGGCAGAAAACCACCAAAAUGCUGGUGUGCGUGGUGGUGGUGUUUGCGGUGAGCUGGCUGCCUCUCCAUGCCUUCCAGCUUGCGGUCGACAUUGACAGUCAGGUGCUAGACCUGAAGGAGUACAAACUCAUCUUCACGGUGUUCCACAUCAUCGCCAUGUGCUCCACCUUCGCCAACCCCCUUCUGUAUGGCUGGAUGAACAGCAACUACAGAAAGGCCUUCCUGUCGGCCUUCCGCUGUGAGCAGCGCUUGGACGCCAUUCACUCGGAGGUGUCGGUGACAUUCAAGGCUAAAAAGAACCUGGAGGUCAAAAAGAGCAAUGACCCCAAUGACUCUUUCACAGAGGCUACCAAUGUCUAGGGGAACUGGGGUGCGAAGGCACAUGGAUGAAUUCUGACCAGAGCUGUAAAUCUGGUUGAUGAAAGCUCACAAGUGCAUUUUGAUUUCCCAUUUUAAGGAAGAAAAAGCGCACCUGGGUGGAAACACCUACAGUUUAAUUCCUGGAGAACUGGCCGGAGGCGCCUACAUGAACACACUCAUAUUCAAGGAUAGGGCAACAGAGGGGUUUGCUUGCAGUUGCUUGGUUAAAUUAUGGGUAAAAGCAGAGAGAAAUACUUCUGGCUGUUUCCCAGAGCGAAGAAAACCUGAACAACGAAUGGACACGCGCAGCAUUUCUAAAAGGCGGCAGGUAAAUAAUUUGACUUUCAAGUCACUUUAGGACCUGGAUUGGGGAGGCCGUGUAAUUCACUGGUCCCCCCUCCUCUGGUGAAAAGGCUACUGAAUACAAAUGUCACUGGGGAGCCACAGGCUCUCCUUUAUUGUAUUUUGGUUUUAUUGUUCUUCCUAUGGACGAAAUCCAUCAGGGAACGCUGCAGGUAAAUGUUGCCAACUAUUCGAAUGACUUCAAAGAAAUAACCUGAAAUUUGCUAUAUAAUUAAUAUUUUGGCAAAUGAAGGAAGUCGUUAACACUCAGUGAGCCAAGUGUUCUUAAAACCAAAUGCAUGUUUGAUGAAAGUUUCUUCAACUCACAGGCUGAAAUUUUCAGAAUUGCAAGAAAUGCAAACCAUCAUUUAAUUUCAUAUUUCAAGUUACUCUUGCUGUAUGGAGAGACUAUUUAUAUAAUAAAGAAGCCUACAACUUAAUACUUUUAAUCGUUGCUAAUUGUUGUACCUUUUUGAACAUGUAUGGUUUCUGUUAUUCCUGUUGGAGCUAAAUUUGCACUAGAAGUUAAAUCAGAUUAGAAAAUAAUUUUUGUGGCAUUUUGUAACAUUUCAUGGCUAUUUAUAAGCAAUUUUUGCACAGGUCCAUAGUUCUAAUGUGUUUACAGGACACUACAGUGUUAUUUUCUUUGAAAUUAAUCUUCUAUGUACCCAUUAAUAAUAAAUAAAACAAAUAAUUUCAUUAAAAUGGACUAAUCUGGUAAGAAAUACUAAAGACAUCAGAUCCAUUCUACCUUGCAAAUGUUCUGUUUCAACCAAUUUCACAUAAGUUAUUUGUCUUCUUUUCAACAUAAUUAGCUGUAUUUUUGAUAACUUAUGAGAAUAUACAUAAUAAAAUUAUACCUAUAAAUAGUAGAACAUAGACGCUAAAUUAUUUUUCAUUUAAUUAUUUUAUGAAUAUAAUUUUUAUUUCAAUAAUACCCAACCAAAGAUGCUUAAAACUCUAUUAUAUUCAUGAAAAAUAAUUGAGAUGUUAAAAUAGUGGUAUUUCUUUGGAUGCUGUUAAAGAAAUUUCAUUGGAGUCAUAUUUUUGUAAAUAUGAUAGAAUUUGUGAAUAUAUUUUUAAAAUUUUAAAUAAAUUCAACAUGGGUAUUAUAUUUGGUUACAACAUUAAUAUUGUGAACUGAAGAGCUUCAUUUUACGGACAUAUUUAAAUUUCAUACUAUAUCUGUUAUUGACUUCCUUCUAUGCUAGAAAUAAAAGAUUGGUUUUUAAGCACACUGCAGUGUGCUUGGAAUACUGUGUGUUUGUAAUACUGAAAAAGAAUGAAAACAAUAGAAGGUUAGGUGGAAGACAGAUUAAGAAGUCAACAAAAAUUAAUGUAUAUCUGUAACAUAUAGUUGAAGAAUUCAUUUUUCUUCUGGUUUCAGCAUAACUGUCCAAAAAGAAGCUCUCUGUCUUGUAAAUAGCAGAUACUUUGCUUACGAUGUUAACAGAAAAUUGUGGUUAAAGGUGUUCCCCCAACUUGGAGAAUUCUUACACUGUAUAUGCUACUGUAUUAACUGUUGUACUAGAUUAUUAGAAUCCAAUUAAUGAUUCAGUUAACAUAUAUCUGAUCCAAUUCAUUAUGUCAGUUCAUUAAUAAAAUGUCUUUAAUGUAGUGAUUUUAUUGUUGAAAUAAACAAAAUUGGGGAAAUUAGAGAAAUUGUGUGAAAUUUUUACCAGAGUUCCUAUCUAAGA
Messenger RNA from Microcebus murinus (gray mouse lemur), 4160 nucleotides. RefSeq names its product neuropeptide Y receptor Y2 (gene NPY2R). Gene Ontology annotation, molecular function: neuropeptide Y receptor activity. The record is from RefSeq and is a predicted model, not a curated record. Lineage: Eukaryota; Metazoa; Chordata; Mammalia; Primates; Cheirogaleidae. Gene Ontology annotation, cellular component: membrane. Gene Ontology annotation, biological process: G protein-coupled receptor signaling pathway.